CAGACUAAAAAGAGAAAACAUGUUGAAAUUUUUGGUUCUUCUUUCGGUAGCCGCUUGUGCCGUGGCUGGUACCGUACCCGAGGGUCUGAUUCCUCAGUUGGAUGGACGCAUUGUUGGCGGCUACGAGACGAGCAUUGAUGAUCAUCCCUACCAAGUGUCAUUGCAGCGCAGUGGAUCUCACUUCUGUGGGGGUUCGAUCUACUCGCACGACAUUGUGAUCACCGCUGCCCACUGUCUGCAGUCAAUCUCCGCUGAGCAACUGAAGGUGCGUGUGGGAACAACUUACUGGCGUUCAGGUGGCAGCGUGCACUCGGUGCGUGCCUUCAGAAACCAUGAGGGUUACAAUUCCAGAACCAUGAUCAACGACAUUGCCAUCAUUCGCAUUGAAUCUUCCUUGAGCUUCCGUUCUACCAUCCGGGCUAUUAGCAUCGCUGAUUCUAAUCCUCGCAACGGCGCUGAGGCUGUCGUCUCUGGCUGGGGCACUACUGCUUCUGGUAGCAGCGAUAUUCCUGACCAUUUGCUGGCUGUCAACUUGAGAAUCGUCGAUCGUGAGGAAUGCGCUUCUCGGGACUUCAGCUACGGCAGCAAGAUCAAGGAUACCAUGAUCUGCGCCUACGCCGAACAUAAGGAUGCUUGCCAGGGUGAUUCUGGCGGCCCAUUGGUCUCUGGCAACCGUCUUGUUGGUGUUGUGUCCUGGGGCCAUGGCUGCGCUGACACCAGAUACCCUGGUGUCUACGCUGACGUUGCCCAUUUCCACUCAUGGAUCGAGGAUACCGCACGUGAUAUCUAAGCACCGUCACCAGCCCUUGAAAUAAUUUCAUUAAAUUGCAAUGUAAACAA
Drosophila sulfurigaster albostrigata is the source of this 840-nucleotide messenger RNA. RefSeq names its product trypsin epsilon. Gene Ontology annotation, molecular function: serine-type endopeptidase activity. Gene Ontology annotation, biological process: proteolysis. The record is from RefSeq and is a predicted model, not a curated record. The transcript has a single exon. NCBI's taxonomy places the organism in Eukaryota, Metazoa, Arthropoda, Insecta, Diptera, Drosophilidae. The coding region runs from base 20 to 790 and encodes 256 amino acids.